GCAGCCUGAAGCCUGGCCGUGUGGUCCAUACACGUGUGGAGGAGCCAGUGUGAGCGGAGACCCUAAUGACUUUGUGAGAGGGCACACAAAGAUCGAGAAGCUGGCUGCUACACCACGUCGGAUUUUCAGAUUUUCAGCGGUUAAUUUAUUUCGUUACAGACGGUUUUGUAUCGAACGUAAAGCUCUGAUACCAGAGCCCAGAAGGACAAUGAAGUACAUUCUUGUAACUGGUGGUGUCAUCUCGGGCAUUGGCAAAGGCAUUAUAGCAAGCAGUGUGGGCACCAUCUUGAAGUCAUGCGGCCUACAUGUAACCGCUAUUAAGAUUGACCCUUAUAUCAACAUAGAUGCUGGAACCUUCUCACCAUAUGAACAUGGGGAGGUUUUUGUGCUGGAUGAUGGAGGUGAGGUAGAUUUAGAUCUUGGGAAUUAUGAGAGGUUCUUGGACAUCCGACUCACCAGAGACAACAACCUGACCACGGGGAAGAUCUACCAGUCAGUCAUCAACAAAGAGAGGAGGGGAGACUACCUCGGUAAAACUGUGCAAGUGGUCCCACAUAUAACAGAUGCAAUUCAGGAGUGGGUUGUGAAGCAGGCCAAAGUUCCCGUCGAUGAUGAUGGUGUAGAACCUCAAGUUUGCGUAAUAGAGUUGGGAGGAACUGUCGGAGACAUUGAGAGCAUGCCUUUCAUUGAGGCCUUCAGACAGUUCCAGUUUAAGGUCAAGAGGGAGAACUUCUGUAAUAUCCAUGUCAGCUUGAUUCCGCAGCCCAGUGCAACUGGGGAGCAGAAGACAAAACCCACUCAAAACAGUGUGAGAGAACUGAGAGGACUGGGUCUGUCUCCUGAUCUGAUUAUGUGCCGUUGCACUACAGCUUUGGAGACUUCUGUGAAAGAGAAAAUUUCAAUGUUCUGCCAUGUUGCUCCAGAACAGGUCAUCUGCGUGCAUGAUGUCUCCUCCAUCUACAGAGUGCCCUUACUGCUGGAAGACCAGGGGGUUGUAGGAUACCUGAGUCGUCGGCUUAAUAUGCCCAUCGAGACCCGCCCCAGGAAGAUGCUCACCAAAUGGAAGGAGAUGGCUGACCGAUCAGACCGACUGCUAGAGCAUUGUUCCAUAGCCCUGGUGGGAAAGUACACAAAGUUCUCAGACUCUUAUGCCUCUGUUAUUAAGGCCCUGGAGCACUCCGCGCUGUCCAUUAGCCACAAAUUAGAAGUCAAAUACAUAGACUCGGCAUCUCUUGAGCCAAGUACACUACAUGAGGAACCUGUAAAAUACCAUGACGCCUGGCAAAAACUCUGCAGUGCUGACGGCAUCCUGGUUCCUGGAGGCUUUGGUGUCAGGGGAACUGAAGGCAAGAUUCAUGCCAUUGGCUGGGCCAGGAAACAGAAGAAGCCUUUCCUGGGUGUGUGUUUGGGAAUGCAGUUGGCUGUGUGUGAAUUUGCCAGGAACAUGCUUGGCUGGAAAGAUGCAAAUUCAACAGAAUUUGACCCUGAAUCUCAACAUCCAGUCGUGAUAGAUAUGCCAGAACACAACCCUGGCCAAAUGGGCGGCACAAUGAGGUUGGGGAAGAGAAGGACCAUCUUUAAAACCAACAACAGCAUAUUGCGAAAGCUUUAUGGAGAUGCAGAAUAUGUUGAAGAAAGACACAGACAUCGUUUUGAGGUCAAUCCAGAGCUCAAAAGUCACUUUGAGGAAAAAGGUUUCCGAUUUGUAGGUCAGGAUAUUGAAGGGGAACGGAUGGAAGUUAUAGAAUUGGAUGAUCACCCAUAUUUUGUCGGAGUGCAGUACCAUCCAGAAUUUACCUCACGCCCUAUAAAGCCAUCACCACCUUAUCUUGGAUUACUCCUGGCAGCAGCAGGGAAGCUACCAAGCUACUUGCAAAAAGGAUGUCGACUGUCUCCACGAGACACAUACAGUGAUCGAAGUGGGAGCAGCACACCUGACUCUGAAAUCUCAGAGUUGAAAUUGCCAUCACUUUCUAAUGAAUAAAAAGUAUGGUUUAUUUUAAACAGCUGCAUAGUUUUUUACACACCUCAAAAUAAAUAUUUUCAGAUGUA
Molecule: messenger RNA, 2052 nt
Organism: Boleophthalmus pectinirostris (great blue-spotted mudskipper)
Lineage: Eukaryota; Metazoa; Chordata; Actinopteri; Gobiiformes; Gobiidae
Gene: ctps1a
Product: CTP synthase 1a
Exons: 18
Coding region: 209-1984 (591 amino acids)
Biological process (GO): pyrimidine nucleobase biosynthetic process; CTP biosynthetic process
Cellular component (GO): cytoplasm; cytoophidium
Molecular function (GO): identical protein binding; CTP synthase activity
Source: RefSeq, a predicted model, not a curated record